Messenger RNA from Amyelois transitella, 707 nucleotides. RefSeq lists its product as uncharacterized. The transcript has 5 exons. The record is from RefSeq and is a predicted model, not a curated record. Bases 1 to 663 code for a protein of 220 amino acids. Lineage: Eukaryota; Metazoa; Arthropoda; Insecta; Lepidoptera; Pyralidae.
AUGAUAACGUUCCUCAUAAUUGUUAUUUCCGUGCAAAGUAUCAACGAAUAUCACAUAGUCGCGUCGGGCAAAUGUGAUACUCAUAUAAAAACUAGACGUAACGAAGGCAGUCAGGCCGAAAACAAUAGUCAAUCAACUACUGAAAGGAAUGACGAAGUAAUUAGCGAAUCAACAUUAAAUACUGAAUCUAUUGAUGACAAUGAAGCUACGACUGCGGAAACAACUGAUGUGGUCAAUAUCACAAAGUCUAUAUUGAGGAAUGCAAAGAAGACCACCACCAAAUUCGUGCCCCUUUACGAAGUGGACACCGCUUUUGAUGACCACACGUGCCCACUCUCCUGCCCUGAAAUUUAUUCGCCCGUUUGCGUCAGCGCCAACCGGGGAAACGGACUGUAUUUCAAGUUUUGGACUUUCGUCAACCACUGCAGCGGAGAUCUGUACUAUUGUAAGAAUCCCGAUGAAUUUGCACCGCCUCCCGACGAGAGUGAAGAGGAUGUGAACGCAUCCAAACUGGGGUGGUCCUACUGCGGCGCCUCCAGAUAUCUCCAAUUCGCGCGGUUCUCUGAAUCAGCCUCCUCCCUGGGGUACUACGGCUGGUUGUCAGGCAAGCAGAAGUACUCUCACAUCAUGGAGCCCUACGAAAGGAAGCCUGGAUAUGGAUAAGAGAAAUAAAAAAAAAAGAAAUGUGAAGAAGAAAGAAUUAAAAA